ACUUGUACACCGUCUUAAAGAGAGAAAAAAAGGAAGGGGAAGGAGAGUAGAGUGCCAAGAGAGGAAUAGGGGAGGGCAUCCUUUCCCACCAUUUAAACCUCCCAUAACCUAUUCCGCACCGACAUGUCCCCUUUACUCACCCUUUAUUAGCCCCUCCUCGUUCGAGAGUAUCUUCAUCGGGAUCUUCCAAAACCCCCCACUAAUGAUGCUCGAGUACGACUGGGGCAACCCCUCCGCUAUGGUCUUCUCAGCGCCAGACGACGACGACGACGACGCCCACCAUCCCGACUCCACCCGACCCAUCCCCAUGUUCGACCCCACCCACCACUCCAUGCUCUCUCCCCCGCCUCCCCCGCUCAUCAACAACCAGCAAUUCCUAUACCCCGCCGCCAACCAGUUCCACCACGCCAUGUACGACCCCCCAGCCUCCUACGGGCAGCCGGGGACGGGACUGUAUCAAGUGGCCGAUCACGACAGAGGGACGGGGCCAUACAUGGUGGACAUGACGACCAGCAGGAUAGGACUCAACCUGGGGGGAAGGACGUACUUCUCCGCCGCCGACGAUGACUUUGUGAGCAGGUUGUACCGGCGGUCGUCUAGGCCCGGGGAGAGCUGUCUUAGCAACACCCCGCGGUGUCAGGCGGAGGGAUGCAACGCCGAUCUCAGCCAGGCUAAGCACUAUCACCGCCGCCACAAAGUCUGCGACUUCCACUCCAAGGCUUCCACCGUCCUUACCGCCGGCCUCACCCAGCGCUUCUGCCAGCAGUGCAGCAGGUUUCAUCUGCUGUCGGAAUUCGACAACGGUAAACGGAGCUGCCGUAAGCGGCUUGCCGAUCAUAACCGCCGCCGCCGUAAAUCAAACCAGGCCCACGAGAGCCCGAAGCCGCCUCCGGAGAUUAAUGCCACUCCACGAUCUUCAAACGACUCGGGAACACAGAGUUCGUCAUCUCAGACGGUACCACUGUCACCCCCCACCAUAUCAUUGGAUUGUUUCCGUCAAAGGCAGUACCAAGCCACCGCUUCCUCCUCCUCCUCUAAUUCCAUGUUCUUCUCAAGUGGCUGAAGACUGAGUUUCAUCGAUAGGCUCAACCUAAUAAGAAACGAUCGAAUUCCCAUCGCUUUCUUUAUCUCAUCAACUAGUAGCUAGCCAGCCACAUAUAUAUAUAUAUAUAUAUAUAUAUAUAUAUAGUAGCGAUUGCUAGUGUUGUCAUGAAUGAUUGAUGUCUCUUCGUGUUGUGUUUUAAUGUUUCCACGCCUUUGCGAUGUUCUUUUUUUUUUUUCUUGUUUGUUUAAACUAAUUAGUCGCGUUUUAAUUUAUUAAUCAACGAGUAGGGGCGUGGGGCUUGCUCGCUCGCUCAUGUUCGUGUGUGUGUGUGGAGCAAAAGACGGGGCAGUGUAUCGGAGCAUGGGUGGUGCUUCGUUCAUCGUUUAUUCACUUUGGGAAAUGAAUUAUUGACUGUUUUUGUC
Molecule: messenger RNA, 1467 nt
Organism: Tarenaya hassleriana
Lineage: Eukaryota; Viridiplantae; Streptophyta; Magnoliopsida; Brassicales; Cleomaceae
Product: squamosa promoter-binding-like protein 8
Exons: 3
Coding region: 203-1063 (286 amino acids)
Cellular component (GO): nucleus
Molecular function (GO): DNA binding
Source: RefSeq, a predicted model, not a curated record